This is a messenger RNA of Macadamia integrifolia, 2137 nucleotides long. RefSeq lists its product as uncharacterized. Bases 895 to 1875 code for a protein of 326 amino acids. The record is from RefSeq and is a predicted model, not a curated record. Lineage: Eukaryota; Viridiplantae; Streptophyta; Magnoliopsida; Proteales; Proteaceae. The transcript has 3 exons.
GGAACAGAGGGAAGUCAGCAUUUUUAUAUUUUAGUGGGGGCUGGUUGUUUCUCCGGAGAUUUUCUCGUUUGAUCCUUUUACUCAACCUGUUUAUGCCGGUAUAUUGACAUUCUUCUCAAAUUUUUAUCGCCUGAAUUUGAUGUUCUUUUGAACUCUAUUGGUACAAUUUCGCUAGUGGUUCAUUCAUCGAGGCGCCCCAGAUUUUCGGUGCAGCCAGGGUUUCGGAAUUCAAAGAACUUGUUCCUACGGUUGUCUUCUUCCGAGUGAGAAUUUCUCAUUUCUUCGUUGAAUUCUCGAAUUGGGUUUCUGUUGAGGUUUGUCUUUACCUCUGUAUCAAUUGCCAUCGGAAUUCGGAUACAGAGUUCAAUUUGGUUAUGAAAACCUCUCUGAUUUUUUUUUCUAGAUGGUGAAAAUAUAGAGCUCAUUCUCUUCGUGUACCUUUUCGAGUUUGUAAAAUUGAGAUCCUUUGAGGUUGUUGUGAUGUUGCUUCUUCGAGUCUCUGCAACUAAAUUCUCAUGUCUGUGCUGACUCUCCACCGUAAUUUACUUACGGAAAAUCCUGCUACAGUUGCUGCUCUUAUAGGUGGUAGAUCAGUUUCUUAUAAUUUUGAAGCUCCUUGGCAUCUACCACUCCAGUCUCCUGAUGUUUCACUUCCAGAAAUUUGGCCGGAAGCGUCUUGGCUAGCAUAAGAACAGUCAACGAGAAUUUCUGAUCAAAUUCUAUUUGAUGUAGUUCAGUUAGCAUCUCCUUGUACUGCCCAAAGUUCUAUUCAAUCUUCAUCCGUUCAGGGUUUUAAUGCAGAGCUGCCAUGCCAAGCCCAUUGCUUGAACCACUUUGAAGGGUUGUUAAGUAGGUGUCAGCUUGGAUAUGAGUUGUUAUGGCUGCUUUUGAGUAAUGGGUGGCAGUACGAGAUUUGAGUUGACUUCAGGUAACCCGGAGGGAUCAGCCUUUGCUGCUACCUAUCCACAUGGGCAACGGAGCAACUAUGCAGCCACCAAUUUGGAUAGGUUGAGGAGCUUCCGGGAGGGUAUGGAGAAUCGGUUGCUAAGUUCUGGUCCAGGAUCGCCCCAAGGGAGUAAUACAUUGUCAGCAAACAUGCCCUCCUUGUCACAGUGUUUGAUGUUGGAGCCAAUUAUGCUUGGCGAUCAGAAAUUUACUCGUGCAGGAGAGCUAAGGAGGGCUCUGGGUGUUAAUUUCGGAAACACCUCCGAGGACCAUACUUUUGGAGCUGUACACUCCAAGGCUCCUCCAGUAGCUAUAGACGAACUGAAACGUUUCAAAGCUUCUAUUUUUGAUGCCUGUAACAAAGCAAGGGAGAGAGUGAAAACUUUGAAUGACUCUAUAGUAAAAUUGGACGAAUAUUGUGAAGCCCUCAACUCAAGGAAGAAACAACGGAGUGAACUCGCAUCAAGCGAAAGGUCAGGUGGGACAAAUUUGUUGAAGAUGGGGGCUCAGAUCCAUCAAAAGCUUGUAACUCAAAGGCUGGAGGAGAGGACUAAGAAUGCUAUUAAUAAGAGAGUUCGUACAUCAGUUGCGGAAGUAUGGUCAGAAGGUCGGAAUUCUACUCUUUCAAGGCAAGCUGGGUUCACUGAUAAGGAUAGGGAUGUGCUCAGGGCUGGCAAUGGCGUUCAAGUUGAAGAGAGGGUCCGUGGACUUCCUGCAGCAGGGGAAGGGUGGGACAAAAAAAUGAAAAGGAAACGGUCUGUUGGUAUAGUUGUUACUAGAGCUAUGGAUGGUGACAGAGAGGUUAAACGAGCAACGCUUCAGAAGCUUAAUAGUGAUCCUAGGCCUCGAUUUUCUGAUGCCCAUGGUUUCAGGUAUCUUUUUUUUUGGUUCAGUUUACAAGUCAGCCCAAAUUUCAACCUUUGCCUCUGAAUAAUAUAAUUACUCACCCUUUUUUGAUUUGCUGCUUCUCUGUUUUUGUUUUAUCAUAGCACUGAAAUUUAAAAUUUCAUCGAAGGUAUAUUUUACAUGGAAACUUGGCACAAUUGAAUGUUAAAACGAAAUUUUGCUUCCAUGCUUAGUUGAUUUGGUCUAUUGUACUACAUCUUUUUUCAUCAUGUUUAAGUUUGAUCAUGUCUGAACUCGAAAGGAAACCAAUGCUUCUGUAGUUAUUUACCAAGCUAGAAUGUCAAUU